Messenger RNA from Annulohypoxylon truncatum, 2438 nucleotides. Its product is annotated as serine/threonine protein kinase. The transcript has a single exon. The record is from RefSeq and is a predicted model, not a curated record. Bases 537 to 1877 code for a protein of 446 amino acids. Gene Ontology annotation, molecular function: ATP binding; protein binding; protein kinase activity. NCBI's taxonomy places the organism in Eukaryota, Fungi, Ascomycota, Sordariomycetes, Xylariales, Hypoxylaceae. Gene Ontology annotation, biological process: protein phosphorylation.
GUGUGUAUAUGUGUAGGUAUAUAUAAAUCUUCAUUUCUAACCCAAUCCAACUCAUGCAUAAUAAGCCAAUAUGAGUACAAUUAAUUAUUUACUUGCUCAUCUAUGAGAUGUGAGGCAAGGAGUUGCUAAAAUCGGGUCGAGGAUAUGAAGAAUCGAUGAGUUAUCUAAUUCUCUUGCACCCAUUUCAGUCGUAUAUAACGAAGUCUUAGCGAUCUCACCCAUACCACGACACCAUGAUCAUCCAGUUUAUAUUUAUUUUAGAUUUAGAAUUCCAUGUAGCAAGAUUUCUUUGGAAACUUACCUAACCUAGCAUAAGCACCAUCAAGCACUACUCAGCUACUGUGAACUGAUGGUUAGACUGGCGAUAGAUUAAGAAAUAUGGGGCUUGGCUGGUUCACCCCUUGUGGCUCCUCUCAUAUCCCAGCUGGACUGUUGUCUUACCCUAAUAUCCUCCUGAUCCUCUAAUAAACCAAAAAUCUGGCGAAAACAUUAGUAGACGUGAUGAGGUGAACUAAACAAAACAUCAUCGACGAAAGAUGCAUCAGCUCGCGAACCUGAAAGUGAAUGGGGGCUCAGAAGGUGAGACCAAGUUGAAGAUCUCGAAGCCCCUGAAUCGCUUUCCGAAUGAGAUCUUUCACUUCGCCGAUUCUCUCGAGCACCUCGAUCUCUCAGGCACGGGAUUAUCGACGCUACCCGACGACUUCGGUCGCUUGAAGAAGCUCAAGAUCGCAUUCUUCUCCAAUUGCAACUUCACCGUCUUCCCCAAGCAGCUAGCCUCGUGUCCCGAGCUCGAGAUGGUCGCGUUCCGCGGUAACCAGAUGGUCGAGAUCCCGGAGGAUUCUUUGCCGCCGAAGCUACGCUGGCUGAUCCUCACCAACAACCGGAUACGGGCGCUGCCUAACGACAUUGGUCGAUGCUCGCGCCUCCAGAAGUGCAUGUUGGCCGGAAACCAGCUCGAUCGCCUGCCGCGCGAGAUGGUCGCAUGUAGGAAACUCGGUCUGCUACGACUCUCGGCGAAUUGCUUCGAGGAAUUGCCAGAGUGGCUAUUCGACCUACCGGAACUGGCCUUCCUAUCGUUUGCCGGGAAUCCGUGUUGCUCGUUACCUGCGACGUCGAAGGAUGCCCGUGACACCACACCGUCCAAUGUUCUCCUCCCCGAGGUUCGCUGGGCUGAUCUCGAUAUCCGCGAUCUCCUUGGCGAGGGCGCAUCGGGCACAAUCUCCAAAGGGUCAUGGAACGGCAUCGAUCAGGUUGAGGAAGUGGCCAUUAAGUUGUUCAAAGGGGAUGUUACGAGUGACGGAACACCGGCCGAUGAGAUGGAAGCGUGCAUGAGGGCCGGAUCGCACACAAAUCUCAUAGAUCCUCUGGGGAAGAUUACUGAUCACCCCACCAAGAAAGGGCUCGUCAUGCAACUUAUCCCAACGUGUUACGACACCUUAGGGCUGCCACCAUCUCUGCAGUCCUGCACGAGGGAUUGCUUCUCGCACGAGAUCGGCUUGACCACGCGCCAGGGUCUGAAAAUCCUUCAAGGCGUCGCUAGCGCGGCGAGACAUCUGCACGAGCGAGGCGUAGCACACGGUGAUUUGUAUGCGCACAAUAUACUCUAUAACGAAGACGGGCACGCAUUUCUAGGCGACUUUGGGGCCGCGUCUAUAUACGGGAACGUAAAUCACAAGAAGGUCGAGCGGCUGGAGGUGCUCGCCUUUGCUCACCUAAUCGAAGAUGUGUGGAGCCUUACGAGGCACAAGUUCGACGAGGACGAGUUGCGGAUUGCCAUGCUCCUCGCGGCUCUGCAUCGACGUUGCUCAGAUCUCUCGACUCACCAGCGGCCAGACUUCCGCGAGAUCAGCCGGCACUUGAGCGCGAUGGAACAAUAGCGGCUGCUAUAAUGGCUGCUAUAACGCUGUCGAGGUCGUGUUCGCCAAUGCUACGCUACGUUAGACACGCAACCUCAAAAAUGACGAACGCGUUCGGUUGGGCCUUUCAUAGUCCGAGCACCACAAUUCGGGCUUUGCAGAUCGGGAUUUCCUUAAUCCAAGGCUUAGAAAUCCCUGGAAAAAGUGUGGGAGGGCGUCACGGGAAUACAUAUCCAUGUGUUGUCCUGGGGUCCAGGUCUGAUUUUCGCGGUUACAUGUUUUCUCUCGCCCUACGGUAUGGGGUGGCUCCAGGUGAUUAAUGCCGGAGCAAGUAAUAAAUUCGCAAUUAGCGGCCCAGGGCAGGGGGGAAGAAGAGAAGGUCGAAAACAGUGACGGGCCAAUGAGGGAUCAAUAGAACGGGCAAAUCUCGCUAUAAAUCAUAGAACCUAGACGAUAGAUUAGAACUUGUCACGUCAUCUCCCACAUGGCAUUUUAAAGAUCCGAGAGCUUCCCAGCUAUACAGCUACAUCUGUAUUCUGUACGACCGAAGCAAGCUUGUAUCGCCGGAGAUUUGGCAUAAGA